This is a messenger RNA of Acinonyx jubatus (cheetah), 2121 nucleotides long. RefSeq names its product alpha-1,3-mannosyl-glycoprotein 4-beta-N-acetylglucosaminyltransferase-like protein MGAT4E. Gene Ontology annotation, biological process: protein N-linked glycosylation. Gene Ontology annotation, molecular function: acetylglucosaminyltransferase activity. Lineage: Eukaryota; Metazoa; Chordata; Mammalia; Carnivora; Felidae. The record is from RefSeq and is a predicted model, not a curated record. The transcript is spliced from 4 exons.
CAUCCAGCGCCCACGGAUCACCUGCGUCUGGGUUCCGUACGGAAUCGACCUGAGUCUGGGUUGCCGUUGUUCUGGGCUGUGUGGGAUUUCGCCGCACCUCUUGAGAGGUAAUUGGUGUCGCAGACCUGGAACCCACCCCGGCGUGGACUAGAACUGCGUUUACACCCUGGUAUCAACGAUUUUUCUGCUACCGCCUGUGUCCACACUCCAGGCUCACUUCAGACCCACAUAUCCGUACGAGGUCAGCUUUGUGCUUGCUAGUCCAACCUGGGUCUCUAAGAGUCUUCGCUCUGAUUGCUUAUCCAAAAGUUAUAAAGUUCUGAACUCUCAAAAUGGAGAAGGAGGUUCUUAAAAGUUUUUCAACGUACCACCGUCCCCCAAACAAAAUACGAGAAGGAUCGAUGAGGAGAGAAAAUUGUCUUUGUAUUGAUAGAGAAAAAAGGUUACAGCAGGACCCUGGACUAAGUGCUAGUACGAAUAAGAAGUUAGUGUUCUGAGUUAUGUUCUUUGUCCUUCUGACUUCCUUGCAGCUCCCAAAAGAUGCUGGUACUGGUCUUGACAUCCAAACUGCAGGACCCACUAGCGAAUGCCACCCUAAGAGCUCCUCCAGGCCCCAGCACCAUGCGUCAUUGCCUAUGGAAAUAUAUCAUAGUUGUUGUGUCCUUAAUCUUCCUGAGCUUCUUCCUCCAAGAGAAUAAUGAAGAGCAUCUUACAUAUAACUUAUCAUUGGAGGAAAAGAAGAAAAUACUGUGGCAGCUCAAUCAGGACCAAAUGAUCUCUGAGAGCAGAAACCAUCUAGAGAACUUCAAGGACAUGCAGAAAGCCUCCCCUUUACUCCAACAGGCCAAGUACAAAUUGCUGGCUGGAUCCCCUCCCCAGGAAAAGAAACUGCUGACCAUAGGGAUUUCCUCGGAGCAACACCCUAAUGGGAACUACCUCUUGGACACCCUGCGGUCCCUGUUCCAAGCUUCCUCAGAACACGAGCUGAAUUGUAUCGUGGUGCUGGUCCACCUGUCAGAUCCCGACCCCGAAUGGCUCAGACGAACAGUUGCCAAUAUUUCACACCUCUUCAAACCACAUGUUGAGGCCCAGAAGCUGCUCGUGAUCCACGGUCGUCUCGGUGACUCUCCUCUCCCAGGAGAUCGGAAUAAUGUUAGUCACACCUCACGCUGUGAAGCGCAUUAUUCCAGGCAGAAAGUCCAUUAUGCCCUCCUCAUGAACUUUGCUGUCAACCUCUCUGAAUACUUUCUGAUGAUGGAAGAUUAUGUUUACUGCACUUCCAAAUUUAUUUCUACCAUCUAUUGGGCAUUAUCAGCCUGGAAAGAACUACCUUGGGCGAUCCUGGAGUUCUGCAGCCUAAGCCUCUCUGGGAAAGUUUUCCACACCAGUGACCUCUCCCGCCUGGCCUCUCUCUUUCUCCUUUUCCAUAAGGAUAUUCCCAUUUACUUGUUUCUCUCUGAAUUCCGCCUUCUCUUGGCCCAGAGUGUUCCAAUUCGUUUCAGUCCCUCAGUCUUCUUCCACAUAGGCAAGUAUCCUGCGUUUGAGGACACAUGCUUUCCUGUGGAGAAGGAGAAGGUGUUUGGUGAACCAGACAACCCCAUUGCCAGCGUCCUCACUGACAUGAUGGCAGAAAUGAAUGGUAUUCCACAAUACGCUUAUACUCUGAACGAAGAGUGCUACUCUACUCUCAAUCCUGUAAGAGGCAACUACCUGACAGUGAUUUUGGAGAAGCCACAAAAAGUCAUCCAGAUAGAGGUCCUGACAGGUUCUGACAAAAAAGGGCUGUAUUGGCUACGACAGGGGCAAGUGGAGCUGGGCUAUGAUCCCUUGGAGAAUUCCAGAGGCUGCACCCGCUAUACCCUUCUAGGUCCACUGGUGGAAGGAAAUUUAGACCAGAGGGUAUUUUAUGAAGAAGAUUCUGUGGAGGAGUUGAGUUGUAUAUGACUGCUUGUGCUAGCCUCUCAAGAGUCUUGGCUCCUGAUCAGGCAGAUCAAAGUCUGGACUCAGCAUGAGGAAGAGGAGAGUUAUUACAGUGGGAAUUCUGGAAAGGUGGGGUUUGGGAAUGGAAUCCACAUGGCCGACCAGAAAUAAAGCCGAAAUUGAUCAAGGCCUGCUCCUUCA